UACUCUUGGAAAUAGCCGAGCUUCGCGCCUCCCAACACACCGAAAGGAACGGAGAGAACCGGGAUCCCCCUGCGGGGACCCGGAACUGAUCUGACACGAUGGCAUCUGAUGACUUUGAUAUAGUGAUUGAGGCCAUGCUGGAAGCUCCCUAUAAAAAAGAGGAGGAUGAGCAGCAAAAGAAAGAGGUUAAAAAGGACAGUCCUAGCAAUACCACCAAUAGCACCGGCAACAAUGGCAGUGGUACCAGUGGGAGCAGCACCACUGGGGAGACAAGCAAGAAGAAGGGGAGUCGGAGCCAUAGUAGAAGCAAGGAUAGGAAGCACAGCCAUAGUCGAGACCGGGAUCGGCAUAGACGAAGAAAUAGUCGGAGCCGAAGUCGGGAUCGGCAGCGCCGUCAUCGCAGCCGUAGCUGGGAUCGUCGACAUAGUAGUGAGUCAAGAAAUCGGGACCGGCGUCGUGAGGAUCGUGUUCGCUACAGGAGUCCUCCACUUGCCACUGGGCGUAGAUAUGGACACAGUAAGAGUCCUCAUUUCAGAGAGAAGAGCCCAGUCAGGGAGCCUGUUGAUAAUCUGAGUCCUGAGGAGCGUGAUGCCCGCACAGUUUUCUGUAUGCAGUUAGCUGCCCGCAUUCGGCCUCGAGAUCUGGAAGAAUUUUUCUCUGCUGUUGGCAAGGUUCGUGAUGUGCGUAUCAUCUCAGAUCGGAAUUCACGUCGUUCUAAGGGCAUUGCCUACGUAGAAUUCUGUGAAAUCCAAUCUGUGCCACUGGCCAUCGGGCUGACUGGGCAACGGCUGCUUGGAGUGCCUAUCAUUGUACAGGCCUCACAGGCUGAGAAAAACCGACUGGCAGCCAUGGCCAACAACCUGCAGAAGGGCAGUGGUGGACCAAUGCGCCUUUAUGUGGGCUCCCUGCACUUCAAUAUCACUGAGGACAUGCUCCGGGGCAUCUUUGAGCCUUUUGGUAAAAUUGAUAAUAUUGUCCUGAUGAAGGACUCAGAUACAGGUCGCUCUAAAGGUUAUGGUUUCAUUACGUUCUCUGACUCUGAGUGUGCCCGGCGGGCCCUGGAACAGUUGAAUGGCUUUGAGCUUGCUGGUCGACCUAUGAGGGUUGGCCAUGUGACUGAGCGACCGGAUGGUAGCACAGAUAUCACUUUUCCUGAUGGGGACCAGGAACUGGAUAUGGGAGCAGCAGGUGGACAUUUGCAGCUCAUGGCCAAACUGACAGAAGGCUCUGGAAUCCAGCUGCCAACCACAGCUGCUGCUGCUGCUGCUGCUGCCGCUGCUGCUGCUCAAGCUGCCGCCUUGCAACUGAAUGGACCGGUUCCCUUGGGGGCCCUAAACCCAGCGGCUCUGACUGCUCUGAGUCCUGCCCUGAACCUCGCCUCCCAGGCAAUCGCCUCCCAGUGCUUCCAGCUCUCCAGCCUCUUUACGCCCCAGACCAUGUAAAUCAGUGGCUCAGCACACUGCCUCCCUGUGCAUCUGGGUCCUGCCACUCCCUUCUCCACAUCUACUCUUCCACGGCCCCAUCUCUCCAUUUUGUGGACCAAGCCAUCCUGAGGGCAUGACAUUGACUCUGGGGGAUUUGGGGCCACACUUAGAUACCAAGAAGAGCUCCUGCCCAUGGCCCCACUGGGAAUGGGCUCCGCUGAGCAAAACCCGCAGUUGAAGAGAACAGAAUCUAUGCCUACAUUGAAUAUCUGUUUAUCCAUGUGUAUGGUCUCCUAAGAUGACUACCUUGCCCUUUCCAACCACCUCGUAGAGAUUCCUUGAUACCUCCCCCAUUGGGAAGGCCACAGGGCAUUAACUGAGGAAACUGACCUCUCUUCUUUUCCUAUCCCAUUACCUUGGUCAAGGAAUCUGUCAAGGAAACCUUUAGGACCUCUGAGUCAAGAGGACUUUGAAGUUUGAGGGAGUGAACCUUGAAGGUGCUGGCUUUAUGCUACAGGGGCCCUGGAAGAUAGCACAGAUAAGUGCAUUGUGAAGCCUACCUUAGACCUCUGCUUGGUGCAGCUUGAGACCAGAACUACUGCAGGCUUAGCAUUUUGCUGGGAGGUGUGGGAGUGAUGUAUCCUGCCAGACAUUUUGGAUAUCUUAGAGGCUUUCAGGAGGUUAGUAAAAGGUGGGGGUACCUUUCCAAUAUCUUGCAUCUUCCUUUGUAUCCUCGUCCUUCCUCCCAGGUCCUCUCUUUGGCCCAGGAUGGGAGCAUGGAGGAAGUUUGCUACUCUCCACCACUUCCUGUUUGCCAAUACUGUGGUCUCAAAGCCGCUCCUAUUCCCUACCUGGGCACAUGUGAGCCCUUCUCACUGGAUUUUAUACCCUUGUGUCUGUGUACAUAAAUAUAUAUAUAUAAACUUUGUAUAAAAGGCAAGCCCACUUGAUGUGGCGGCUGCUGUCCAUAUGUGUGUGGUCUCAGUCAGUUGGUGUGUCUGUCUAUGUUAACUUCUCUUGAGCCCAAACUAUGAUGGUUCUAGAGAUAUAAAAGAUUCAUGACAUCA
Galeopterus variegatus (Sunda flying lemur) is the source of this 2491-nucleotide messenger RNA. It is a transcript of the gene RBM23, whose product is annotated as RNA binding motif protein 23. NCBI's taxonomy places the organism in Eukaryota, Metazoa, Chordata, Mammalia, Dermoptera, Cynocephalidae. The transcript is spliced from 14 exons. Gene Ontology annotation, biological process: mRNA processing. Gene Ontology annotation, cellular component: nucleus. Gene Ontology annotation, molecular function: RNA binding. Bases 99 to 1442 code for a protein of 447 amino acids. The record is from RefSeq and is a predicted model, not a curated record.